AUGGUUGAAAUUAACGAAGUCAAAGAAUCCACAGAGAGAGACACGAGGACUGCAGCCCAUACUCAUAUCAAAGGCUUGGGUUUGGAUGAACAUGGAAUCGCCAAAAAGAUAGAUGGCGGUUUUGUUGGCCAAACUUCCGCCAGAGAAGCAUGUGGUGUUAUUGUUGAUUUAAUCAAAACGAAAAGAAUGAGCGGCAAGGCGAUUUUGUUGGCCGGCGCCCCUGGAACGGGAAAGACCGCUUUGGCCUUGGCAAUUUCGCAGGAGUUGGGCCCCAAAGUUCCCUUUUGCCCAAUUGUCGGUUCGGAGUUGUAUAGUGCGGAGGUUAAAAAGACGGCAGCGUUGAUGGAAAACUUCCGCAAGGCCAUUGGUUUGCGUAUCAAGGAAACAAAGGAGGUGUACGAGGGAGAGGUGAUUGAGUUGAGUCCGGAAGAGGCCGAAAACCCGUUGGGGGGUUACGGUAAAACUAUUUCCCACGUCAUUGUCGGAUUGAAAACAGCAAAGGGAACGAAAAACUUGCGUCUAGACCCUAGCAUCUACGAGAGCAUUCAGAAGGAACGCGUUGUUGUGGGUGAUGUCAUUUACAUCGAAGCCAACACCGGUUCUGUUAAGAGAGUCGGCAGAUCGGACGCUUAUGCGACAGAAUUCGACUUGGAGGCAGAAGAGUAUGUGCCAUUGCCAAAGGGCGAGGUUCAUAAGAAGAAAGAAAUUGUACAAGAGGUGACUUUGCAUGAUUUGGAUGUGGCAAAUGCCAGACCACAAGGCGGCCAAGAUGUUCUUUCGAUGAUGGGACAGUUGUUGAAGCCCAAAAAGACAGAGAUCACAGACAAAUUGCGUGCUGAAGUCAACAAGGUGGUGGCAAAAUAUAUCGACCAAGGCGUGGCUGAGUUGAUUCCGGGUGUCCUCUUUAUUGACGAGGUGAACAUGUUGGACAUUGAGAUUUUCACCUACUUGAACCGUGCUUUGGAAAGCUCCAUGGCUCCUGUUGUUGUUUUAGCUUCGAAUCGGGGCAUGACCACCAUCCGUGGAACAGAAGAUGCAACCAAGUACCCUCACGGUUGUCCACCGGAUUUGAUUGACAGAUUGUUGAUUGUCAAGACCUUGCCUUACAACGAAGAGGAAAUCAAGGUGAUUAUUUCCAAGCGUGCGACAUUGGAAAACCUAAAUGUGUCUGGCGAUGCAUUAAGCAAGUUGGCACAGCACGGCGUGCAAAGUUCUUUGCGUUAUGCGUUGCAGUUGUUGGCGCCCGCAGGAAUCUUGGCCAAAACUGCAAACCGCUCCGAAAUUGGCGUCAGCGACAUUGAGGAAUGCGAGCUUUUGUUUUUGGACUCUCACCGCUCGAUGCAAAUUUUGGAGUCUACAAAGGGCUACCUUUAG
Messenger RNA from Clavispora lusitaniae ATCC 42720, 1374 nucleotides. RefSeq names its product RuvB family ATP-dependent DNA helicase pontin (gene RVB1). The record is from RefSeq and is a predicted model, not a curated record. Gene Ontology annotation, molecular function: ATP hydrolysis activity; DNA helicase activity; ATP binding. Gene Ontology annotation, cellular component: NuA4 histone acetyltransferase complex; Ino80 complex; Swr1 complex. NCBI's taxonomy places the organism in Eukaryota, Fungi, Ascomycota, Pichiomycetes, Serinales, Metschnikowiaceae. Gene Ontology annotation, biological process: chromatin remodeling; box C/D snoRNP assembly; regulation of transcription by RNA polymerase II.